Messenger RNA from Oryzias melastigma (Indian medaka), 2646 nucleotides. Its product is annotated as extracellular calcium-sensing receptor. The transcript is spliced from 10 exons. Lineage: Eukaryota; Metazoa; Chordata; Actinopteri; Beloniformes; Adrianichthyidae. Gene Ontology annotation, cellular component: membrane. Gene Ontology annotation, biological process: G protein-coupled receptor signaling pathway. Bases 1 to 2646 code for a protein of 881 amino acids. The record is from RefSeq and is a predicted model, not a curated record. Gene Ontology annotation, molecular function: G protein-coupled receptor activity.
AUGAGCAUCCAUGGUGUCCCCCUCGGGCCUUACUUGGGACAGGACAGCACCACUACCCACAUUGCUGGCACCUGUGUAAAGCAAAAAGGCAAGAACUCAUCAAGUAAUGACUUGUCUUGUAAAUUGGGUAGACAGUUUCAUCUGAACGGUCUGCAUAUGCCUGGUGAUUUGAUUCUGGGUGGACUGUUUGAAGUUCACUUCACCUCAGUCUUCCCUGAGCUAACGUUUACCUCUGAGCCAACUAAGAUCACCUGUCAGGGGUUUGACCCUUCAGCCUUCAGGCAUGCCAUGACCAUGGCUUUUGCUAUCCAUGAGAUCAACGAAAAUCCCAACUUGCUGCCCAAUUUGACUUUGGGUUACAGUCUUUAUGACAACUGUGCUACACUUGUGGUUGGAUUCAGUGCUGCUAUGUCACUUUUCAACGGUCAAGAUGAGGAAUUCUUGCUUCAGGAAAACUGUUCAGGCAGACCUCCAGUUCUGGGGAUAGUGGGCGACACCUUCUCCACAUUUACAAUUGCCACAUCUGAUGUAAUAAGUUUAUUCAGAUUACCAAUUGUAAGUUACUAUGCAACAUGUCUGUGCCUCAGUGACCGCAGGAGAUUUCCAUCUUUCUUUAGAACAAUACCAAGUGAUGGUUUCCAGGUUCAUGCCAUGUUACAGAUUUUGAAGCGUUUUGGCUGGACAUGGGUAGGGCUGUUGAUCAGUGAUGAUGAUUAUGGACACCACGUAGCCCAGUCCUUCCAGUCUGAGUUACAUCAUUCUAUUGGAGGUUGUUUGGCCUAUUUAGAGAUGCUGCCCUGGGGAGAACAUCCAGUCGAGGUGAAAAGGAUUGUGGGAUUGAUGAAGAAAUCAACAGCUCGUGUUGUCAUUGUUUUUGCUCAUCAAAUACACAUGAUUCAGCUUAUGGAAGAGGUGGUGAAUCAGAAUGCUACAGGUCUGCAGUGGAUGGCCAGUGAAGCCUGGACAUCAGCAAAUGUGCUUCAAACACCUCGAUUCAUGCCAUACCUAAGAGGUACGUUGGGUAUCGCCAUCCGUCGAGGAGAAAUUCCUGGACUCAGAGACUUUCUCCUACAAAUACGUCCACAUGGCACAAUUGACAGUGAAAACAGCAUGGUUAAGCAGUUCUGGGAGCAUACAUUUCAGUGUCGAUUUGCACCACCUCCAGUAGAAUGGAUGGAAGCUGGUGGGGCCCUGUGCACUGGAGAAGAAGAUCUACAGACUGUAGAGACAGCGUUUCUGGAUGUCUCAAAUCUUAGACCUGAGUAUAAUAUUUACAAAGCUGUGUAUGCACUGGUGUAUGCUCUUGAUGAGAUGCUGCAGUGUGAGCCAGGAAGAGGACCUUUCAGUGAACACGGCUGUGCUUCUUUACAACAAUUGGAGCCUUGGCAGCUUAUGUAUUACUUGGAAAAGGUCAACUUCACAACUUCUUUUGGUGACCAAGUGUCUUUUGACAAAAAUGGUGAUGCUUUACCAAUAUAUGAUGUCAUGAACUGGGUGUGGCUCCCUGAUGGAAAAAUAGAAGUUAGGAAUGUAGGGGUUGUCAAGAAGACAACCCUGAAUACAGAAGAACUUACAAUCAAUGAAGAAAAGAUAUUCUGGAAUUUCAAGGAGCUGCCACAGUCAGUGUGCAGUGAAAGCUGUCCUCCAGGUACCCGUAUGGUGAGAAGGAAGGGGCAACCUUUGUGCUGUUUUGAUUGUGUCCCAUGUUCUGAAGGAAAAAUCAGCAAUCAGACAGACUCUGUUGAGUGCCUCACUUGUCCAGAAGACUUUUGGUCCAGCAGACAAAAUGACCACUGUGUUCCUAAGAAAAUAGAGUUCCUCUCCUACCAUGAGCCUCUUGGUAUAUGCUUGACAGCUGCCUCAUUGCUGGGCACAUUCAUCUGCAGCAUUGUUUUUGCCAUCUUCACUUAUCACCGCAGCACACCUGUAGUGCGUGCCAACAAUUCUGAACUGAGCUUCCUCAUUUUGGUGUCGCUGAAGUUAUGUUUUCUGUGUUCCCUACUGUUCAUUGGACAACCCCAACUGUGGACAUGCCAGCUUAGACAUGCAGUGUUUGGGAUCAGCUUUGUGCUGUGUGUCUCAUGUAUCCUGGUUAAAACCAUGGUAGUUCUGGCUGUGUUCAAGUCGUCAAAGCCAGGAGGCGGAGCCAACCUCAAAUGGUUUGGUAGUGUUCAGCAGAGAGGAACGGUUUUAGGUCUCACUUGUGUUCAGGCAAUAGUUUGCACUGUUUGGAUCAUCUCUGCCUCACCAACUCCUUAUGCAAACACUAGAUAUCACAACGACAAGAUCAUUUAUGAGUGUGUUGUUGGGUCCACAAUUGGUUUUGCAGUCCUACUGGGCUACAUAAGCCUACUGGCUAUCAUAAGUUUUCUGCUUGCAUUUCUGGCUAGGAAUCUUCCAGACAACUUCAAUGAAGCCAAAUUCAUCACUUUUAGUAUGCUGAUAUUUUGUGCUGUGUGGGUGGCCUUUGUUCCUGCCUAUGUUAACUCUCCAGGAAAAUACGCUGAUGCAGUGGAGGUGUUUGCUAUUUUGGCCUCCAGUUUUGGCCUCCUGGUGGCGCUGUUUGGACCUAAAUGCUACAUUAUCCUACUGAAGCCAGAAAAGAAUACACGGAAGGCUAUAAUGGGCAGAGACAUAAAAAGGUAG